AUGGAUGACGAUUCCUCUUCUGAAGAUGAACAUCUACUAGAUGAAUCUAAUUUACUUCAUGUGGGGACUCCUUUGAUACAUUCUGCUAAUCUAAGUAUUAGGUUGAACAGAGGUAUAGGCAACUUUUGUUAUCGAAAAAUUCAAACUCGUGGGUCAGAUAUUCGAUUUGUCUGUGGAUCUGGUAUCAACACUGCUUUGGCUGUGGCAUAUUGUGCAAGACAACUACGAGUGGAAGCGACAAUUGUAGUACCAGUCAAUACAAAUGAACGACUAUGUGAUGCAAUUCGGUUGGAUGGUGCACAAUUGAUCAAAUACGGUUCAGAUUGGACUGCGGCUGAAAUCCAUGCAAGAAAGUUGGUGAAGAGGAAUGGUAUUUAUGUCCCAUCAUCAGAUCAUGAACAUAUAUGGCAAGGUCAUUCAAGUAUAAUUCAUGAAUUGAAAACACAAUUGAUGGAUAAUCCUCCAGCGGCUAUCAUUUGUCCUGUUGGUGGUGGUGGAUUAUUAAAUGGAAUCAUCCUUGGAUUACAAGAAGUUGGAUGGAAACAAGUACCUGUGAUUGCGGUGGAAACCCAUGGUAGUAAUGCUUUUCAAGCAGCAGUAGUAGCUGGUCGUCUUGUACAACUUCCUAAAACCUCAACUUUAGCAUCAAGUCUGGAAGCCAAAUCUGUUUGUGCCAAAACCUUGGAAUUAAGUUUGAUUCAUCCUGUGGUCCCUUUUGCUGUCAGUGAUGCUAUGGCAGCCAAUGCUGUGAGACUUUUUGCUGGUAAGUGGAUUGUUAAAUAUAUUAUAGGAAUACUCACUUGUUUUUUUUUUUUUAUAAAAAAAAAAAGAUGA
Halteromyces radiatus is the source of this 834-nucleotide messenger RNA. Its product is annotated as tryptophan synthase beta subunit-like PLP-dependent enzyme. Gene Ontology annotation, biological process: L-threonine catabolic process; L-serine catabolic process. Lineage: Eukaryota; Fungi; Mucoromycota; Mucoromycetes; Mucorales; Cunninghamellaceae. Bases 1 to 834 code for a protein of 277 amino acids. Gene Ontology annotation, molecular function: L-serine ammonia-lyase activity; threonine deaminase activity. The transcript has 3 exons. The record is from RefSeq and is a predicted model, not a curated record.